AUGUGCGCCUUUCGUAAUGGUUUUCAUUCUAAUGUACGUGCAUCGAGCAGUACACAUCGUAAAUUAGCAUUAGUAUUUGGUAAUCGCUUGUAUCAACACAAUGCAAGCUUGAGAAAUUCAGAGAAUGAUGCGAAUGAUAUAACUAGAAGCUUGGAAUCCAUUGGAUUUCAAGUUACGAAAGGUUUAAAUCUAGCAUGUGAAGAGAUGGAUUCCUAUGUGACUAACUUUGUUCGAAAUAUUCAAUCUUCUGAUGUGAUUCUGUUUUAUUUUUCUGGACAUGGUACACAAUGGGAGGAUCAAAACUACUUGGUGCCUUCCGAUGACAAUAAUUUAAAUAGUUCAAAUAUUAAACGUCAUGCUCUUAAUGCUCAAGAUGUUCUCGAUCGAAUAACCAAACGUAAUCCAUACGUUUCUAUUUUUAUUCUCGAUUGCUGUCGUAAUUAUUAUCUUCGUAAUCCAGAACUUCUUCGUGGUAAUGAUUCAAAUACAAAAGGUCUCAAACCAAUGUAUGCUUCAGCAGGUUCACUGAUUGCUUUUGCGUGUGCACCAGGUGCAACAGCAUCGGAUGGCUCGGACAGAAAUGGUUUAUUUACCAAACAUCUAUUGCAAAAUAUCACAAAGCCAAAUGAACAAAUUCAAGAUCUAUUAAUAGAUGUCACCAAAGGUGUUGCAACGGAAUCAUAUAAUAAACAGAUACCUUGGUAUCAUAGUUCACUUAUGGAUAGAAACAUUAUGCUUUCCAGUAAUGGUAAUGAUAAUAGUGGUUUCAAUAGUGAGUCUGGUGAAUGGCAUCAAGAAUUCCAUGGACAAUCACACGAUGGUCGUCAUGGUUCUUUAAUCAAAAGGGCAGAAAAAGCACUUCAUAUGGACCUCGACGGAGAUGGACGGAUUGGAUAA
Messenger RNA from Adineta steineri, 897 nucleotides. The record is from the annotation of a GenBank genome assembly. NCBI's taxonomy places the organism in Eukaryota, Metazoa, Rotifera, Eurotatoria, Adinetida, Adinetidae.